GUAACAAUUAAACGUUUCCUCCCAACUCGUUUCUCCUCCCGACGACGUCUUCCGGCGUCAGCCGCUCCCAAACUUGAAGGAAUUCACCUGCUGGGAAAGAGCGAGCAGACGUAGAAGAAGCGCAGGAAGAAGUCGUUGUCCUCGUCCGGAGAAAAGAAAAAAGAAGAAGAACUUUGAACGAUAUGACCCGGCGACUUGUUGUGGUCCAUCCGCAGCUCACCUGAGGCGUUUACUGUCCCGCGGACGGUGCGCUUUCAUUAUUAAAAACAAUAGGAACAACAAGCACUUCCGUGUUUGGACUCGUCCGCUGGGACCCGAAUGCAAACCAGCAUGGAUCACGAAAUGAAGCCCAUCGGGACCAAUGGGGCCGAGGUGACGGUUAAUGGAGAUAGUGUGGCCUACAGGAUACCUGGUGCUACAGAGAAAGACCGGUUCCUCCCUGACCAGAAUACCAGUGCAGAAUCGCAAAGAACUCGGGAGAAAACCUUCACUCUUCCAGAGAUUUGCUCUAAGUGCAGGAUAAGCAGAGAACGGCUCAAACUAUUGCUGGUGAUCGUGGCCAUCCUCCUGUUCAUCGCUGCUGUUAUUGGGAUUUCUCUGGCCGUGUGCUCAGCGAUCUAUGAGGACUCGGACGAGGACUUUGACAGUUCGUUGUUUAAAGUUCCCCGGUCCUUCAAUGGGAGCUUCCGGCUGCCCAAUCGGGUCUUCACAAACGGACUUUUCACCCUUUCGUCCAACGAAAGCCAAGCCCUCGCUGCUGACCUUCAAGACAAGCUGGCCGACCUCUACAGAUCUUCUCCUGCUCUGGGACGAUACUUCUCCCAAGCAGAGAUACAGGCUUUCCGGAACGGGUCAGUCAUCGCCGACUACCAGCUGAUGUUCCUCAUGCCCGAAGAGCAGCAGGCUGAGCUGAGAAACGUCACCCUGAGCAGGGAGAUGGUGUACAACGUGUUCAGACAGUUCCUAUACGACCUUGAGUCAGAUGACUCGGGGCCGAUGUACAUUGACCCAGUUUCCCUCCAUAUGUUUUUAAGAGUCUAAACAAACCGGGGUGUCUUGCUUUUAUAGAAAUACAAGUGUUUAUAUUUACAUAUCUGUGCCUUUUUCCCCAGACAUUAUCUGCAAACCAAACCUGUGAAACACUCCUAAAAUAUUAGCCCACAGAGCAACAAACAAACACAGCAGAGAGCUGUUCAGGAAAAUGAUCCUGCUGCUGUGAUCGUUUUCUAAGGGAAGGCUGUUUAAUGCCGUGAUAACCCGUUUAAAAAAAGAAACAUGCCAAACAUGCUGGUCACAGUUUAUCACGACAUAACACAUGUACAGCACAGAGCUGUGUGACAUCACAGGGUUUCCUGGACGUGAUCCUCCUGUCUUACAGCUGUCAUUAUUGUUUGUGGCAAAGUAUCUGGUCCCUCACAGACCUUGAGAUGGUUGUUUUUGCUCCCUUCAUUUUUUUUCAUGGUAAAAAGUUUUUGAUGAAGUUUGAUGAAAAUAACUCCUGUAAGAUAACGUGUAUAAGGCCUUUUGUUUUCUAAAAAACAUAAUAAUGUGGAGUUUAAAAUAAAGCUAUUACAUUUUUUUAGUUUACAUUUUGAACCUGAGUCUUUUUUAUAGUGGACUCAAUAAUAUAGGAUAUGUUCAUAUAUUGUUUAAACAAGUAUGUCAUUUAAUUGGUAUUUGAAUGGACAUUGUGGGGGUUUGUAUAGCAAAACAUUAUCAUUCUGACAGCAACGCAUAUAAUACAAAUAUUUAACCCCACAAAAAACCGACACUGAUCUGAAAAGGCCAAUUUUGAAUUUAAAAAAAACAUACUGUGUAUGAUAUAAAUGACUAAUGGUAAAGUAUUCAGAAUGAGAUAAUGAGCAUAUCUUCUGCUUGACCACCUUUUAGAGGAACUGUAUUUAGCCGUGCAGAUCUGGCUGCAUGACUGUCACAUGCUGGUCAAAAGAUCAAGUUUAAACAGCAGCGCAUCGGUGGAAUCCAAGAGAUUUCGAGAGUUUAU
Messenger RNA from Pungitius pungitius (ninespine stickleback), 2002 nucleotides. RefSeq names its product TPA-induced transmembrane protein homolog. The transcript is spliced from 7 exons. Lineage: Eukaryota; Metazoa; Chordata; Actinopteri; Perciformes; Gasterosteidae. The record is from RefSeq and is a predicted model, not a curated record. Bases 319 to 1041 code for a protein of 240 amino acids.